Helobdella robusta is the source of this 417-nucleotide messenger RNA. RefSeq lists its product as hypothetical. NCBI's taxonomy places the organism in Eukaryota, Metazoa, Annelida, Clitellata, Rhynchobdellida, Glossiphoniidae. The record is from RefSeq and is a predicted model, not a curated record. The coding region runs from base 1 to 417 and encodes 138 amino acids. Gene Ontology annotation, biological process: signal transduction. The transcript has 3 exons.
AUGAUUGUUCAUUUGUCAGGCAUGGAGACUGAAGGAGUAUACAGACUGAGUGGGCAGAACUCCAAAGUCUCAAAACUGCUGGAAAUCUUAUCGGAAGAUGUGCGUUCUGUGACCAUCAACCAGUCCGACUUUCAAGUUCACGAGGUCACAAACUGUCUGAAGAGGUACUUGAGGCAGCUGGAUGAACCACUGUUCACGAGUGGAUUCCAUCCUGCCUGGAUUGAAGCUCAAACCAUAAAGGAUAAGAAUCAGCGCUUGAUACUGUUCAAAGAAAUAUUGAACUCACUGCCCCUCAUCAACUAUGCAACCAUCAAGUUUAUUAUCAACCAUCUCACUGAGUUAGUACAUUUAUUGGUUACACGCUUCAUCUAUAACCGUCAAAUAUUAUUUGCUAUGAUAAAAUUGUGUUUUUCUUGA